Messenger RNA from Cydia splendana, 769 nucleotides. RefSeq names its product troponin C, isoallergen Bla g 6.0101-like. The record is from RefSeq and is a predicted model, not a curated record. Bases 52 to 576 code for a protein of 174 amino acids. The transcript is spliced from 5 exons. Gene Ontology annotation, molecular function: enzyme regulator activity; calcium ion binding. NCBI's taxonomy places the organism in Eukaryota, Metazoa, Arthropoda, Insecta, Lepidoptera, Tortricidae.
UGUACUGACCAUUAAAUAUGGUGCGUAAGUUCAGUGACUAUUGUUUAGUGUAUGAACGUCAAAAUGUUGUGGAGGUUUUUAAUAUUGUAUUUUUGUUUUAUGUGCUGUGCGCAGGAGGAACUUGACAAGACUCAAUUGACCCUUCUGAAGAAUGCCUUCGACGCCUUCGACCAUGAGAAGAAAGGAAUCAUCAGCACUGACAUGAUUGGUACAAUCCUGGAAAUGUUAGGACACGAGAUUGAUGAUGACUCCUUAAAAGAAAUCAUUGACGAGGUUGACGAGGACGGUUCGGGCGAAUUGGAGUUCAAUGAGUUCUGCAAGCUGGCGGCGCAGUUCCUCACAGAAGACGAGGAGCCCGACAGUGAGGCCAUGACGGCCGAGCUCAGAGAGGCCUUCAGAUUAUACGACAAAGAAGGUAACGGUUACAUCACGACGGACGUACUGCGUGAGAUCUUCAAGGAACUGGACGCUUCUAUUCCGAAAGAUGACUUGGACGCCAUGAUUGAAGACAUUGACUCUGAUGGCUCGGGCACUGUUGACUUUGAGGAGUUCCUUGAAGUCAUGACUGGUGAAUAAAUUUCUGGCUGGUUUAGGUUCUCUUUUAUAUUAUUAGUUUAUUUAUAAAUAUGUUAUUUAACUAUAUUAUUAAACAACCUAAGUGAUAUCUAGAUUAAGUUUCGACCAAAAUUCAAAUUUGCUGAGCCUUUACUCUGUUUAAGGCACUGGAAGGUUGAAUUUUGAUGAUACCUUUUAAUGUAUUUAUUAUUGG